CUACGCUGGAUUUCGUAAACAGGUGUAUAGUAGUUGUGCUCAGUACUCCAACGAUCAACUAAGCCAACCACAGACCGUCCCAUCCUUUCCUUUUUGUUCAUCUUCUCAACGUCACAAAAACCCCCAAAUUCUGCAGUCGAUAGAUUAGUCUGGUCGAAGAUAUCGUGCGAAAGGAAGAAAUGAAAGGUCCAAGCAGACCGCCGGCGUCGAGUCCAGGCAGAACGGACAACUUCCCGCCGCCAUUAAUGAGGUUUCUGAGGAGCAAUGCAGGGAGCAGAAGCAGGGGAAGGUCACGUUCCAGCCCACUGUUCGUUCGCAAGAAGAACUCAUCCGCCGCCAUUGAAACCACCGAGGAACCUUCUUCUCCCAAGGUCACUUGCAUCGGCCAAGUCCGCGUUCGGAAACCUUCCGUCCCCGCCGGAAUCAGCCGCCCGAUGUCUAAUCGGGAAACCGGAACCUCUAAACAGCCCUGUUGCUGGCCGGUCCAUCGAAUUCCACCGAAAUCCCUAAAGCCCGACUCGAUUUGUUCCGUGCUCCGAAAACGGGUCGGGUUCGGGUGUUGUAAGACCGGCGAUAUCGUCGAUUCUCCCUCGCCAGUGGAAUCGAAUCUCAAAAUCCCUCGCCGUGAAGAGAUUGGUAGAAACGUUGAGGGUGACGGUUCCGUUUCCGGUUCCGGAGCAGUCGGCGGCGGGGAACGCGCGUCUGGAAUUCAAUUAUUAUUGUUGUUCGAAGAAAAUGACACAUUAUUGACUAGGUGUAGAUCUGCUCCGUAUAAAUCUACCUCCCUGGCCUCUAGAUUCGCCGAAGCAGAGGAGGAGAAGCCCAGCAGCUGUUUGAAUGGAGAAAAUGAAGAAGAGGAAGAUUUUGGGGAGAAAUUGGAAGGGAAAGAAGAAAAACAACAAGAGAUUGAAGUAAUAAGAAAAAAAGGAGUUCAUCCAUUGCUGUUGACUAGGUGCAAUUCGGAGCCAUCUAGAACAGGGGAAAGUUUGAAUCCAGACGCAGGUUACUGGAGGCUAAGAAGGUUUGAUGAUCAUCAUCUUCAUCCUCAGCCUCUGUAGCUCUACUGUUUGUACUUUUAUUUUGUUGUAAAGCAAAGUUCAUGCAAAUUUAGAAUAAUCAUGUGUAUAAACGUUUUGUUUGAUAUUCCAAUUCAUGUGUAUUAACGCUUUUGCCUUGCCUUUUUAGCAGUGCCAAAAUACUUUUAUAAUUUAUUCCAAAAGGAAGUACAUCAUAGAGAAAGUGUGGACUUAUAUGUACU
Cuscuta europaea is the source of this 1258-nucleotide messenger RNA. The record is from the annotation of a GenBank genome assembly. Lineage: Eukaryota; Viridiplantae; Streptophyta; Magnoliopsida; Solanales; Convolvulaceae.